AUGGGGGUAGGCAACAUAGGAUCUUUCGUGGCACACUCGCUGGCCGCAUACCCUGCCCCCAGCCGGCCUCACAUGACUCUCCUUUUCCACCAUCCGGCCUUCUACAAAGACUGGAACCGCUUCGGACGCUCGGUUAUCGUAAAGCGUCACGGCUUAGCUGAGAAACGUACGGGAUUCGGAAUAAACGUGCUCCAGGACGGAGUAUGGUAUUAUCCAUCUGAAAUUGCAGAUGCGCCGCGAGAGUUGGUGCGAGAAGAGCAAACCCUACGCGAAUAUGAGAGAACGGAUGCCCAGGGUCGACAUAUACCAGCCGACGAAGAGUUGAUCGAGCAUCUGAUUGUGACUGUCAAGACGACGCAGGUUGAAAAUGCGCUAAAGUCAGUUCAGCACCGGCUGACACGAGACUCGUCUGUACUGUUCCUCACCAACGGCCUCGGCGUGCUAGAAGAGGUGAACGAGAAGAUAUGGCCGGAGGAAGAGAGUAGGCCGAAUUAUCUAUUUGGAAUCACCUCGCAUGGCCUAUACCGGUCGGGCCUCUUUGAGACCACGCACGCCGGAGUUGGCACUACGACUAUCGGCGUGGUGCGUAACAACAAUGCACAGCCGCCGCAGUCAAUACCAGGAGAGGCAGCUUCGGAUAAACCAACACUGGCCCCGUCGUCGGCCUACUUGCUGAAGACACUCACACAAGCUCCCGAGCUAGCAUGCAUAUCCACCAACGCCACGGACCUACUCCAACUCCAGCUCGAGAAACUGGCUAUAAACUGCGUCAUCAACCCGCUCACCCUGCUCAUGGACUGCCAGAACGGCGAUACACUAUACAACUACAACAUAUCACGCGUACAACGACUUCUCCUCAUCGAGAUCAGCGCCGUGAUAUGCGCACUCCCCGAACUUCAAGGUGUUCCUGGGAUCCAGGCCCGGUUUGCGCCAGAAAGACUACGUACGCUUGCAGUAAGCGUGGCGAGGCGGACGGCGGAGAACACGAGCUCGAUGCUACAGGAUUCCAGGAUUGGGAAGGAGACGGAGGUUGCGUAUAUGAAUGGAUAUAUUGUCAGGAGAGGUGAAGAAGUAGGCGUGAGGUGUGCGUUGAAUUAUAUGCUGAUGCAGCUGGUGCAGGCCAAGGGGAGGAUGAUGGGCAAGAAGAAGGCAGGGGAGGUUCCGUUCGAUCUUUCGAAGCUUUAG
Molecule: messenger RNA, 1185 nt
Organism: Arthroderma uncinatum
Lineage: Eukaryota; Fungi; Ascomycota; Eurotiomycetes; Onygenales; Arthrodermataceae
Product: 2-dehydropantoate 2-reductase
Exons: 1
Coding region: 1-1185 (394 amino acids)
Biological process (GO): pantothenate biosynthetic process
Cellular component (GO): mitochondrion; cytoplasm
Molecular function (GO): NADP binding; 2-dehydropantoate 2-reductase activity
Source: RefSeq, a predicted model, not a curated record